CAGACGCAAUGAGGAUCCUAAUCGCAGUUUGUGUUUUCAUGGGCAUGUGUGCCAUGUGUGAAGGAUGUAGGUGUUCGAAACCGUUAACCAACAAAUCCUUUGGGUGCCGAAGUGACUUCAUUAUCAAGACAGAGGUACUGAGUGAUAUGAUGGCGCUUGUCCCAAAGGACCCUUCCAACAUGUACUACAAGAUUCGAACACCCUCACAUAUUUACAAGUUUAAAGGUUCGAAGUCCGGAAUAAAUUUUGAAAGAGUUUACACAGCAGAAAACAGUGCUAUGUGUGGUGUCACGUUAGACAAAGGGUACACUUAUAUUUUGUCAGGCACAAUUGAUACAACCAAAAAACGGCUGACUUUGAAUAGCUGCGUGUCGUGGACUGAGAAAUCUUCCAUAAGCCUGCAGUCGCGUGUGCUUUUAACGCUGUUCGAGGAAAAGAAAGUGAAUUGUUCUCAAUUUGCCGGUCCAUAAAUCUUUAUCACACUGGGCCAUCGCAGUUUCCUGUGCGUUAAACAAUAUUCGUAGAAUAAGAACGCGUGAUCGCAAUAUAUUUUGUUACAUUAAUGUAAUAUGGACAGUCGGUAUACAUUAUUGAAUUCAUCUGUUUCGAUCUUUUGUACAAGUAGUUACAAUAUCCCUUGUUUUUACACUGUUCAGGCUUUAAUUUCUCAAUGAGGAAAGUUUACUUUAAAAUGAAUCACGAGCGACUUCUUGUCAUUGUUGUUUCCAUGUAUUGCAGUACGAACAUUUAUUACAUAAGUAUAUAAAUAUAUUAUGCUUGUUUGUAAUUUAUAAAUCAAUAAAGUAUAAACAUGAAAGUGAAAAGUAAUGUA
Molecule: messenger RNA, 832 nt
Organism: Dreissena polymorpha
Lineage: Eukaryota; Metazoa; Mollusca; Bivalvia; Myida; Dreissenidae
Exons: 5
Coding region: 9-470 (153 amino acids)
Biological process (GO): negative regulation of membrane protein ectodomain proteolysis; negative regulation of endopeptidase activity
Cellular component (GO): extracellular matrix
Molecular function (GO): protease binding; metalloendopeptidase inhibitor activity
Source: RefSeq, a predicted model, not a curated record